AAGAGCAUUGAAUUACAUUUCUUAAUAUUUAAAUGCUGCAGUAAUUUACGUCUACUGUGUAGUGUAGUUCAGUAGAUUAAUGCUUAAUUAUAAAAUAACAAUGGCACAAGCAAGUAAUAUGUUAGAAUUAUCUGAUAUGUUUGAAAGGUCUGCUAAUCAUUUAAAAUCUAUUAUUGGUAAGUUAGAACCUGGACAUCUUCUAGAGCUGUAUGGAUUUUAUAAGCAGGCAACUGUGGGGCCAUGUAAUAUUUCUAAGCCACGCUGGUAUGAGAUGCAAGCCAAACAGAAAUGGGAAGCAUGGCAAGCAUUAGGAGACAUGUCUCGUGAAAUUGCCAUGAAGAACUAUGUGCAGCUAAUUUCAGAACUGGAUCAUGGUUGGAGAGAUGCAAAUUUAAAUUCAGAAGGGAGUGGUAUUAGUGGAAGAAGUGGGUGGGUUACAGUUAGCUGUAUGUCAAGUACAGAUGAGUACUUGGAUGAUGCAGACAAAACUAUUUUUGAUUGGGUUAAAGAGGGCAAUGCAGAAAAAGUGUGGGAAUUUGCUCAGAAAUCCUCACUGGCUGAUUGUAAUAUCAUAGAUUCAGAAGGAAUGGGGCUUAUUCAUUGGGCAGCUGACCGAGGUAACAUUGCAAUGUUAAAAUGUUUGAUUAAGGAUUUAAUGGCUGAUGUGGAUCUGAGGGAUGGGGAUGGACAGACAGCACUGCAUUAUGCAGCAUCUUGUGGACAUGCUGAUGUUGUAAAAUUUCUUUUGGACAAUGGGGCAAAUCCUAAUGUUGCUGAUACAGAAGGUAUGUUACCCAUUGAUGUUGCAUCGGGUAGUGAAAUUUUGGAGUCUUUGAAUAAAGCAGACUGAAGAAUUGUUCAUAUUACAGUCAUUAAUGAAGUUGUAUAAUGCUGAAUAAAAUAAAUUGAUUAACAUUGCAGAAUUUUCA
Zootermopsis nevadensis is the source of this 929-nucleotide messenger RNA. RefSeq names its product acyl-CoA-binding domain-containing protein 6. The record is from RefSeq and is a predicted model, not a curated record. NCBI's taxonomy places the organism in Eukaryota, Metazoa, Arthropoda, Insecta, Blattodea, Termopsidae. Gene Ontology annotation, molecular function: protein binding; fatty-acyl-CoA binding.